AUUUCUGGUGUGAUAGCAGUAUCAUACUCUGGUCAGAAAAUGAAGAAGGGCAGUGAGUUCCCUAACAAUCUACGCUGUAGGGCAACAACAACAAGGAUGGAAGCUCGGAGGGGAAGAGUGAUAGAAUAUCAAUCUGUAGGGUGUUAUUUGGUGCUUGAAAGCCUGGAUUAACUCGAUGGCUUUGUUAAAAGAACCUGACAUCGUACUUUUGUUGUUGAAAGUGCAGCUUUCUAAUGAACUACAGCCUUCAACAUUUCUCAUAAUGUGUGUCCUCAGCAGUCAUCGAGGGUGUUUGUCAUGAAGGUUUGUCUCCUCAGUGCUUUCAAUUAGGAAGUAAUGUGAAGAAGCCAAGGUAUAAAUACUAUUAGAUUCUAUUGUUAAAUCAGCAUUUGAGCAGUUUGAAAAUUAAUGUGCAAUCUCACAUUGGACUUCCAGUGUCAGAAAUGUCAUGCUCUAGAAUAAUACUUGCCAGCAGGCAGCUUAGCAAUACAAUUCUGACUACAUAAUAAGACACUUAAAUGUGGUGCAGAAUGCUGCAGAGCAAGCAAGCUGAUUUAUGCAUGCUAUCAAAAUCAAAUUUUACUCUUUGGUCAGGACAAUAUGUUUCUUUGUUCAGGAAAGCUGAGACCUUUUGAAAAGGGAUACUAAUUUCUCUUUUAAGUCAAACUGCUGCAGUUCACUGUCCUUGCAGCUUCCAGCAUGCACGCCUACACGUCAGCUUGAUGUUAGGGAUGAAGCUGGGGGGGGCAAGAAUUGUGGAUUAGUUGUGCAACACAAGACAUGUUGGGGCAUCUUGCUAGAGAAGCCAGGCUUUCAAAACCCAGGCACUGUAGUGAAGUACUAAACUGGAGCUAAAUGCUUAGGAUGGCCGACUUUUCACAUCAUCUCUAAGCGUGGAUGGUUUGGUAGCUACAGCACAAAGAAAUGCAUCUGCCAUAGACUUGGGAGUGUCUUUUACAAAUAUGUUUAAUAAGGCAGCGUUGCUUUUUCCUUUGCACGUUGGUAUGUCACUGGGGAAGCCCUUGUCUCUUCCCGAGCUGCUUUAUUUCCAUGCUUGCUAUGCAAAUAACCCUGCUGCCCCUUUCAUUGCCUUGCCCUGUCAGUUGUACAAAUCUUGACUUUGGGGGAACAUUUUUCGUUUGAUUCACUUUUUGUGUUUACUCUGUAGCUGGUUUAGAAUGUGACACCACCAACAGUGACAUCAGCAGAAACGAUGAUGAAGAUUGAGCCUAAGGAAGGAUGCCUAACUUGAGUGCCAGCAACAACAAGAGAAAUUCUAAUGUCUGCAUACACACUUAAUCUCUCAGUCGUCCAUUUCACGAAGUCAGGAUAAUAAUGGCACACAGUAAAUCAAGCAUUCGUGAGCGUUGUAGACUUCAUUGUGGAGAUGACAAGAGCGCAGUGCUCUGGUGGAUUUACUGACAGUCUCACCACUGCCUUGCGUUGGUUCCCUCCUGGACUGUUAAAACAGGCACUCGUUGAAGCAGAGGAAUUAAAUUAGCAUAAACUCUUCUUGGGAAUCAGUGGCAACUCUAGAGCAAUACAGUGAAAAAUGCCUAAAAAGAAGACUGGUGCUCGUAAGAAAGCUGAGAACCGUCGAGAACGUGAGAAGCAGAUAAGAGCUUCAAGAGCCAACAUAGAUUUAGCCAAACAUCCUUGCAAUGCUUCAAUGGAAUGUGACAAGUGCCAAAGGAAAAACCAAAUGCAUGAUGAAGUCUUCAGAUUGUGUCAUAAAACAUGCUGGUGUGUACAGUACUGGACUGGCAAUGGUGGGUGCAAUCUGUGAUUUCUGUGAAGCUUGGGUAUGCCACGGGAGGAAGUGUCUCAGCACACAUGCGUGCAUCUGCCCUCUUGCCGAUGCAGAAUGUAUUGAGUGUGAAAGAAGUGUCUGGGAUCACGGAGGCAGAAUGUUUGCCUGUUCUUUUUGCCACAAUUUCCUCUGUGAAGAUGACCAGUUUGAGCAUCAAGCCAGCUGCCAAGUUUUGGAAGCAGAGACAUUUAAAUGUGUUUCCUGUAACAGGCUUGGGCAGCAUUCAUGCCUGCGUUGUAAGGCUUGUUUUUGUGACGAUCAUGUGCGAAGUAAGGUUUUCAAGCAGGAAAAGGGAAAAGAGCCUCCCUGCCCUAAAUGUGGCCAUGAAACUCAGCAGACAAAGGAUCUGAGCAUGUCAACGCGCUCUUUGAAGUUUGGCCGCCAGACUGGAGGUGAAGAUGCAGAUGGAGCUUCUGGUUAUGAUGCCUACUGGAAGAACCUCUCCUCCAGCAAGGCCGGAGAUGCAGGUGAUCAUGAUGAUGAAUACGAUGAAUAUGAAGCAGAAGAUGACGAUGAAGAUGAUGAUGGAGGAGGGAAGGAUUCUGAUACAGAGACCACAGAUGUAUUCAGCAAUUUGAGUUUAGGGAGGACUUAUGCUAGUGGGUAUGCACAUUAUGAAGAACCUGAAGAUUAAUUUGAGUAUGCUAGCGAGCUAGAACCUUUUGAGAGGUUGCACCAAGCAGGUGCAUCAUUGCUGAGUUGUAUACAUGCCAGUAGGAUAGUUCUGCCAGGUACUUAACAUAUCAGAGGUUGAAAAUAGAGUCUGGGACAUCUGUAGUAAGUCCAGGUGAGAUUUGUUCAUAUAAACCAUUAUUGGGUUUGGAACCCGGGGGGGAAAAUGGAGGGAAUAUUUUUAUUCCCCUGAUCACCUGAAAUGGUUACUGAGUGUAACGGUUUAAUGCCUUGUUUCCAUUUACGCAUCAGAAAGUAAGUUAUUUUUACAGUAUUUGUUAACUGACUUCAUAAAAUUCAUGUAUUGUUGGGCUGCAGACUGCAUUCUGGGGGGGGGGGGGUCAGCACAAUAAAAGUCAACUGCAUUCUCAAA
Gallus gallus (chicken) is the source of this 2855-nucleotide messenger RNA. It is a transcript of the gene ZNF330, whose product is annotated as zinc finger protein 330. Gene Ontology annotation, cellular component: nucleus. Gene Ontology annotation, molecular function: zinc ion binding. NCBI's taxonomy places the organism in Eukaryota, Metazoa, Chordata, Aves, Galliformes, Phasianidae. The transcript has 9 exons. The record is from RefSeq and is a predicted model, not a curated record. The coding region runs from base 1662 to 2444 and encodes 260 amino acids.